Medioppia subpectinata is the source of this 1557-nucleotide messenger RNA. Lineage: Eukaryota; Metazoa; Arthropoda; Arachnida; Sarcoptiformes; Oppiidae. The record is from the annotation of a GenBank genome assembly.
AAAUGGAAUCGUUCAAUAAAUUACUGGAAAGACCGCAAUAUCUCGGGUCCAAAAGCCAUACCAUAUUUCGGAAAUACUUUAAGCCGUCUCUUAAAGCCGAGGCCUUAUGUGGAGUUGGAGUGGUAUAACACUUACGGCCGACUCUACGGUGUGCACGAAAUGGGACGGCCGGUGCUAAUAGUGGCGGACCCGGUGCUCAUCAAACAGAUACUGGUGAAGGACUUCGACAAAUUUCCUAACAAUGGUAUUAAGUCUUCAGACGGGUUCCCCAAAAACUUGGUCACCGCCAGGGAUGACCACUGGAAACGGUUCCGACUCAUAUUGAGCCCAGCGUUCACUUCAGGCAAAUUGAAACGCAUGUACCCUCUCAUCGACGAGUGUUGCCAAGAGUUUAUGGAAACUUUGAAUCGCAAGCUGUCCAUCAGUGGCGGUCAGACGGUUGACGUCCAGUUGAAGACACUUAUGUCUUACUAUAGUCUGGAUGUGAUCGCCAGCGCAGCCUUUGCCACCAAAACACACGCCUAUUCCCACCCAAACCACCCGUUCGUCACUAAUGCUCAAAAAUUCUUUGCUUUUAAUCGGUUUAAGGCGUUGUCGGCAUUGAUUUUGCCCGCAUUUGUCACACAUAGCCGGGUCUGGAAAGCAGUGGUCGGCGACGGCGGCGGCCAAACGCCGCUAUUGUUUUUUACUCAAAUCGUCGGCCGUUUAGUGUCUGAGCGCAAGAAAUCGGGCAAAAUAUACAACGAUUUAAUGCAAUUACUUAUAGAUUCCGAAAGAGUGGACACCAAUGACCAGACGGUAAGCGCAGAUAAAAAGGCCAGCGAUUCGGCCGAAUCUCAUCGCGUAAUGAAAGGCAUUGGCAUUGAGUUGGCGGCCGACAGACAGGUCUCAAGUGAUGGCCUAUUGGACAAAAAGUUGACCGAAGAGGAGAUAAUCAGUCAAUGCGUCGGAAUGUUAUUCGUCGGCGUCGAGAAGAUAGCGUCGACGCUGUCAUUGUGUACGUAUGAGUUGGCACUCAAUCCCCACAUUCAGGACCGGUUGGUGGCGGAGACCAAAGAGGCGUUCAAUGAAAACACGACAGACAUCGACUACGAAACUCUUCGCCGACUCCCACUCCUCGACGCCGUCGUAUCGGAAACUCUUCGCAAAUACCCAAAUGUGCUCCGCAUAAGAAGAGAGGCCUCGGAGGACGUGGUGUUGAGCACCGGUCGUAGCGAUGGAUCAAAUGUUACGAUCGAAAAGGGAAUGUUCGUAGAUAUACCGGUGUAUGCCAUACAUCACGACACGGACCACUAUCCGGAUCCGUUUGCUUUCAAACCCGACCGCUUUUUACCCGAAAAUAGUCAUCACAUGAAACCCUAUACAUACCUGCCGUUCGGCGCCGGACCCCGUCAUUGCCUGGCAAUGCGUUUGGCAUUAUUUGAAGUGAAACUACUUAUCGCUCAAAUGAUACAACAGUUGCGGUUCUAUGCGGUGGCCGACACUCGUAUACCCCCUGUUUUUGAGUUACCGGACCCCGUCAUUGCCUGGCAAUGCGUUUGGCAUUAUUUGAAGUGA